CUUUUUCUCUUCUUUUACCCGUCUUUGUCGGCGCAGCUGCAGCUACUGCUGCUGCUGUUGACCCGGCGCGGCCGACCUACGUCACAGCCCCUCGGUCCCGAGCCACGUGCUCGGCGCCUGGGUUUGUCGCCUGGCCCCGGGGAAGAGGGGGAGGUGGGAAGAGGGGGAGGGGCUGGCUGCUGUGCGCCGCCGUUCUUCUCGCACACGCGCCUUCGAAGUCGCAGUAGUCGGUGUCAUCGGGCAGCAGCUAAAGGCGAUCAGCUGAAGGACCGCAGUCGACGUCGUCGGGGGCUCCUGGGGGUCUCUGAGCGUGGUUCGUUUCGUUCUGGCCCUGCCUUCUUCUCACAGCGUCUGUGGAGCAGCAACCUGCUAAGUGCACAGUGGCAAGUCGCCUUCUGAGUUUGCGCGGGUGCGCCUAACUCUCCGCGAGGCCGCCUGUGACAAAGAGUGCGUCUAAUCCGGCAGCUGCCGACUCCGUCGUCGUCCUCCCCGUCACUGGUAGUCAGGCUCACCGGCGGCCCAGAAUCGCCAUGCCGAGCACGGGCCAGGUACCGUCGCUGUCGGCGCUGCAGCCCCCGCACGAAGACGCGCACAACCACCACCACCACCACCACCCGGCCAAGGACCAGUACCGGGUCGUGGUACUCGGAGCCGCCCGAGUCGGCAAGACGGCCAUCGUGCACCAGUUCCUGUACGACGAGUUCCCCGUCGACUACUUCGCCACCGUCGAAGAGUUCCACACGGGCGAAUACGAGCUGAACGGGGCCUCCCUCACGCUGGACAUCGUGGACACGAGCGGCAGCUACCCGUUCCCGGCCAUGAGGCGGCUGGCCAUCACCACGGCCGACGCGUUCGUGCUCGUCUACGCCAUCGACGACCCGGAGUCGUUCGAAGAGGCGCGCCGCAUCCACGACCAGAUCGUCGAGCUGCGGUCUGCCAAGGCGCCCGUGGUCGUCGUCGGCAACAAGUGCGACCUGCCCGCCGCGAUGCGCCGCGUCAGGCGAGAGGUGGCCGAGACCAUCAUCUCCAUCGACUGGGAGCACGGCUUCGUCGAGUCCUCGGCCAAGGAGAACAUCAACGUUUUGGGCAUCUUCAAGGAACUCCUGGUCCAGGCCAAGAUCCCCUAUGACCUGAACCCGGCCGCCGUGAACAAGAGGCGUCGCUCUCUGCCGGUCUACCCGACCAGCCCGACCAUCAAGGACAAGACGCUGCUCAAGAGGAACAGCUGCGCGGUGUCAUAGCUGCGUGGAGGUCGUCGCUAGUGUUUCUCUACGUGAACUCAUCUUCUGGACUGGCGCUUGAGUGCAGUGACUGUGACAUUUCGCUGCUGGUGCAGUGCUUCGAAACUGUACGUAGAUUCGCAGUGAAGCGAAGCAUCCGCAUCUGUGUCAUCAAGGGGAACGCUUUGCCCAGGAUGAAUGCCGACGAACUGCCGUCCGGCUUCAUGAGACUCCGAGGCCGCCAAAACGACGUCAUAGCAAAGCCUUGAACAAUUCAGCAAACCGUGGGUCGCACAAGAGGCAGGAACUGCCGCACCCCCGUGCAAUACAGUAGUCGACCAAUGACGGUCGGCGCAGCGACGUGAACAUUCAACUCAUAAGGACGUCGUCGGUUCGAAUCCGCAGCCUAUGGAAAGCCAAAGGGAAUAAACACUCGCUUCCUGAAUACUGGCGGCUCUGCAUCACCAAGAUGGCUGCGUCAUGCAGUUGAUUAGAGCCGUAAAGUUCCAUAUAUGUCUCUGAUUCGGCGCUGUGAUCUGGAGCAAGCUCGGAUCCUGGACUCAUGUUUCCCCGACGAUAAGACUAACAUUAACUACGGAGUUCGAGUAACUCGUUGUCUUAGUCUAUGCCAUCUACAAGGUCUGACCACGUUUAUUGUUUGAGCAUGGCGAUUCAGCAGGUAAUCACCUACGUGUACUUUAUUCCGAGCAGUUUCAUUGUGACGCACUUUCACUCGAGAAAGCCGGUGUUACAAGUUUCUUGUGAUCGCAACCUAAGAAGCUCAGCGUAAGCGAAGAACAAGCACCCUACCGCCAGUGUGACGUAGCAGAUAGAGCGAUGACUGCGACACAACCCUGACCUGCGAUCCAACAGUGCUGUUCACGAACGCUAACAGUUCCUGUGUAUCGCAAUGCCCUCUCGUGUCAGGAACAUCCUAACCCAGAGGACCGUCGCACUGUGCCUGUGCUCAAGAUGAUGAAUUGUGCAAUUGUUAAUGAGAACGAGAACAGACGCGAGACCACAGUCUGGUCAGCGUCUGGUUCCUACUAGCACUGUUGCAUCGUGUCUUUCGGUAUUUGCACGUAGCUUAUUCCGUCGGAACACCUGAAUUUCCACUCAGGCGUCGUCUUUCGCAGGCAUAAUAAAGUUUGCCAGUGCGGGUAAGGAAUGGAACAUCGUAUUCCUAGUGGAUGUCUGAUGGCGCAGCACGGACCAGCCUUCAGAUUAUUCUCGACGCCGCAGCUAAUUAUGCAUGAUAUGCCCGAAAGUGAGACAGCGUGGUACUAAUUGUAGACUCUGGGAGGCCAAUACGACGUAGCACUUUUAAUGCAGAGUCAGUCUACUGCUUUAAUAGACGGCUUUUUUGAGCACACAGGCUGAACCAAACUCAGCAGCCACGAGAGCAGCGUAGGGACAUUGGCUCCGGUACGAACAUUCAGGCACGCGUGUUAGUUUGGGAAUUUGGUACCAACGGUAUGUCCGGAAACGGACAACUAUAUGCCGUAAACCGCGAAACUUUUUGUCCUUUCACAAGUGUAGAUUAGCAUUCAACACUGCCUAACCACAUCUGCGCAAUUCCUUUUUUUUUUUUUCGUUGUUAACACCUAUGUGCUUGCCCAAGCUAGUUACACCCUUUAAUCAAUGCCAACAACACAAUCUGCCAUCUAGCAAACGCACCAUUUAUUAUCCUUAUCCCCAUAUUGAAGUAGAAUGUAAUGAUGUACUACGCACUUUUCUAACCACGUCUGUCAUUACGCUUUCUUUCUGCUUAGCAUAAAUGGCGCCCGGAGGCACAUUUCUCAGCGUCAGAAGGCGUUCUUAUCCGUAUAACCACCGCAUUUCUGAAAUAUCUGCAUGACCAAUACCGAAAGAACGAGCCUUACCCAAUAACUAACGUUGGUAUUUUUUUUCUACCAUGGCCUUCUAGCGCAUUCUUGUGCUGUAUACGCACCGGCUUCAUUUUUGUGUCCGAGUUAUUUCUUGUCCGCAUCUGCAAGCAACGUAAGUUAGUAACGACCCUAAUUUUUGCCCCACACAAGCCCUGGAAAGCGCCAGCACGUAAUUCUUCGCCCAUGCCAUCUCCGUCAAACUAUAGUUAUCAAUGACGAUUCAUCUAAUGAAUUUCGUUAUAAAGCCAUUGCACCCACGGGCUUUUUAGAUACUUGUGGUUCUGAGUGAGAUCAAGGUAAUGAAAAUCAAAGCUAAGCGAGCCCCAACACAUCGUACCGUACUCUACGCAGUUAAAAAGACUGUCACGACGGGGAAAAAAAUGUGCCAGGCGAUUGGAGGUGUCCACGCAACCGGUAUCGCUAAACUUGUUUAGGGCACUGGGGAUGGGUUACUUCCAACGCUGUUCGUUGGAUACUUGGGACUGAGUGCUGAUAGAGUGGCGGACGGGCACCAUGCCAGCUUAAGCAACAUUUUGCAGGAGUUACUGCAAAUACUGGUGCCAAACGAAACCGACAACGCUUUCACGACGUGCCUACGCGAAGUGCUUCGUUCCUGUUUUUUUUUUUUUUUUUUACUGUUAUUUCUCUGACCUCAUUGCUUUCCUCAGUCGCACUUAAACCAGAACCACAGCUCCUAUAUUAAAGAUAACAGGCAGGUCAAUAAUUUAUUUAUUGAUUGAACACUUCGGUGUCUCGUCCCGAAGUAACACUCAUGUCGUUGCAGAUGUCACCGGAAAGGUCUGUGGAAAAAAAUGUUUUGACCACCUGCCACUUGCUAACGUGCACGUAAGCCUACGCAUUCGAAAUUGGUUGUUGCAUUCAUUCUCAACUGGCAUCCGGCCUCCCCAGCCUGGACUUGAAUUUGGGACUUUGCCCGCAACCGGAAAGUGCCAUAGGUACUGAGACAACACGAGUCACACUAUCCUGGUGGUAUCAAAUCUCUGUAACUAGGCAGAAACUUGUCUCAAGUUUCCAAAUCGAGUUCGAAAGAUAAUUUGGCUACCAAGUCGUUAAUUAAAUAUAUUCGCGUCAUAAAAGUAUCUAAAAAUAUAUAACACAUCAGUAAUCACCCCAAUGGGAACGUAAGCAAUUAGAAUCGCAGUGGAAUUUGAAAAGAAGGGAUAGUGGGCAGGGAUGUUAACCCGAAAAGCAUCUGGUUGGCUUUCCUACGCUGAUGCAAUGGAAAGGAGCCGUAGAAAGAAGCUUUUAGAAAGAAAGUGCUCAUUAAAACCUCUGGAACGGAAUCAGUGCGAUACCGAGAAAUUGCUGUAAUCUAAAUGUUGUUCUGAUACGAUAUUAUUUGUACAUGUUCAGCUGCAGCUUAGUAGGCGAAAGAAGUGCAUAAACUGAGGUACAACGUCAAAUAAGGACACUUAACUAAACUAGUUCGAUGAGAAUGCGGGGAGGUUCGAUCUUUAGGUGUGACUGAGGCUCCCAUCCAGCUUAAUAUUAUUCGUAUACACUCUUCGGAAUUUGUGGCGUAAAUCAGUGAGGUGACGUCUGUGCCGAUUGUGAUGCAUACGAACUCCUUAACUAGACCCCCUGAUGCAACUCCUGUGUUCUUGAAUGUGAAAUGGUCGCCAUCUAUCGAGCUUUCAAUGUGAUUUUUCUGGCAUUUUCUUUCCUCUCUGUAAAUGUUUGAUGUUCAUGUCUGCUUGGCUGUGUCUUUAAGCGUUAUUUGUUCUGAACGUCAGCUGUUUCCGUAACUCUUAUCUCCAGGCUGUGCACGUGCGCGUGAAGCUCUUUAACCACACCAGUUGCAAAAAUUUCAAUAACACACUGAUCGUUCCCUUAACCAGUUUUGAGUUUCGAGCCAAAAUAAAUGCUAACAAUGUUAGCGUGAAACCGUAGAAUGAAAGUGGUGAACAGAAGCAAUUGCAUAUUUCAAGCUUUUCUACAACAGAUGAGUUGGUAACCAGUGCAGAAGUGUUUUUGGGAUUAUAAGCUUGUAUACCUCAUCAGGCCGCGAAAUUGGUAUAAAGUUUUCCCAUUGGUGAGGUUGAAGAGCACUAUUUGUGAUUUUUUGUCAAUCAAGAACGGUUCUUUUUGUCGGAUUACGGUGACCUGUGUGGCUUCGUGCGGUCAGCUGCGAAGUUGUCAUGGAACUUCGAUGAAGUUUUGACCCCACGUGGCGCCAAAUACGAUUGCGAACACAUCGUCUGUUCAUUAAUGCACCAUGGCGGAUAGGCGGGAGCGGUGGCUUGACCACAUGACGGACAGUUUUUUUUUUCCAAAUAACAAAGCAGCAUUCGUGGAUGAGAAGCUCGUGAGACAAUCUCAAAGCACGAUCAUGAAAAUAAAAGGAGGAGAAACGCCAAAUGUGACAGAUGCGUCGACGACACCUAAGGUUGAAGAGCCACGGGCUGACGAAUGGCAUCGUGGAAAGCGUGACGUAGGAUUCCUGAAGCGUAGUAAUCAAAAUAAAGUUUAACCGCAAACUGAGGUCUUCGUGUCACUCGAAUACACAGACAUAUUUAGGUGAGAGUUAUAAACGUGCUGGUAAUCUUGGCUGGUCUUUACAGCCUCCUAGUACCCUGUUCAUUUUAUUUAGUGAGGUUUGAAAUUUCGCUGAACGAAAGUCGUGCGUUUGCCUGCCACCAUCUUGACCAGUGCACCAUUUGACAAAUAAACACGUGAGCUGGCUCCCAAGAAGGAGAGCUUACGGAUUACCAAUGAUGGCUACGUGGCGUAAUGUGUCAAUCCGAAUCUCCGUCUCAGCAUGGCUCUCAGGGACAUUUAUUUUUGAAAUCCAAGCAUAAACGUCAAGGAGUCGUUUUAAUGCAUUAUUGGCCCCGUAACUACAAAUGAAGGUGAUAUACUUUUCAUAUAGUGUUUUAUCAUGUGCAUGACGAAAAGCUUUCGUUUGAUCUCCCAAUAUAUAUUUUUCCUCUCCAGAUGUUAAGAGAUGUUUUGUUAUUCCCAGUCAGCUCUUUGAAAGAAUGUAGGAACGCUAUGGCUGACAAAAGAAGAAGUGCAGUGGUCACCUCAAGAAAAAAAUGCUUGCAAGGAAUCUUCUUUUUUUUUUUAAGAAGGAAGAGCGUUCUGGGGUUGGUAUAAUCACCUGGAAUUUCUCGUUCCUAACUGCACCAUGAAUUCGUAGUACUAGGUUUCAUGGCGUUGCUAACCCACGUGACUUGACCACAUGGAAAAUUUUACGUUAACGCCCCUGAAUAUGGUGGAAAUCAGCGAAAUUUCGGUGCAAGAUCGCGUGCAACUCGGCAGUUGUCCCGACACAAAGCUAGUCAGCUCACUGCAAAGCUAGUCAGCGUGCUUCAGGACUUCACGUCACGCAGGCGCGCUCUUCAACACGUCGUCAUGUCGUCAGACUUCUUCGGAACAAAAGUAUUUGCGAAUGUAAUCUGUACUCACAUAAACACAAAAGCCGAAGGUUUGUUUUCAUCUAUGAAUGGAACACUAUAUCCCUGGUUCCUCAAUUAAGCUCUUUGUUCUGCUUGCUUUAGCGGUGCGUCGAUGCAAAAGGACGCUGUUGGAUGUUGUAAAAUAUAGGCUAGACAUUUUUUCAAUGUGCGACAUCUGUGAUUUUGUGAUUUCGAGGUGAUCUUUGUGUCUUGACGAGCUUGCAUCGACGUUUUUUUUUUUUUUUUGAUGUCGUGAAGCCACAGUUUCUUCCUUGCUCAUGUGUUCUUGGCAGACUCUUGUUGAACUUGUGUGUCGCUUCAGUGAAAAUGACCCCACCCGCGACUACACUACUAUGAAUAAAAAAAAAAACACGCUGCUUCCAUGUAUAAAUAAAGGCUGUUCGACUGUAA
Messenger RNA from Dermacentor andersoni, 6939 nucleotides. Its product is annotated as GTP-binding protein Rhes-like. Lineage: Eukaryota; Metazoa; Arthropoda; Arachnida; Ixodida; Ixodidae. The record is from RefSeq and is a predicted model, not a curated record. Gene Ontology annotation, molecular function: GTP binding; GTPase activity.